Molecule: messenger RNA, 2395 nt
Organism: Amyelois transitella
Lineage: Eukaryota; Metazoa; Arthropoda; Insecta; Lepidoptera; Pyralidae
Product: ecto-NOX disulfide-thiol exchanger 2
Exons: 10
Coding region: 178-2172 (664 amino acids)
Biological process (GO): ultradian rhythm
Cellular component (GO): external side of plasma membrane; plasma membrane
Molecular function (GO): RNA binding; protein-disulfide reductase activity
Source: RefSeq, a predicted model, not a curated record
AUAACGCUCACUCCCAAAACCUGCCAAUACACUACAUUGUUUUGUUUUUUAUUAUCUAUUAUUCUGUUUUAUAUUACGUGAAGUGAAUAGAUAACUAUACCUAGAUUAUUUGUGUAAAAAGCUCCAAGACAUUCGAAAAUAUUUAAAGAACUACAUUUAUAAACUAUCAAGUUUAUAAUGAUGGUAGGUAAUAGAAGAGAUAGGUCACGCUCCCCAACAAGAGUGGACACAGUUGGGCGUCGCAGAGACAGUAAAAAUCACGAUGGCAACAAACAGUCUGUAGAUAAUAACAUGGCUAACGCAAACGUCAUUAACCCCAUGAUGAUGCAAAACAUGUACCAACAAGGAAAUAUGAUGAUGGGCGGAAUGUAUCCAAACAUGAUGAUGGGAAAUAUGAUGGGAGGAGGCAUAAUGCCAACUACUGGAAUGGAAAUGAUGCCUAGUUCCAUGGGGACAGGUAUGUCCACAGGUAUGGCGCCUAGUAUGGGAGCGAACAUGGGGUCAGGUAUGGAUAUGAUGCAACAGACUCCAAUGGAAAUGGGUUCUAUUGCGGCGCCUAUACCAGCACCUCCUUUACCGCCUGGGCCAACUCCUAUUGACAUGGGUAUGAUGGGGGGAAUGAUGAUGGAUCCAUCUAUGAUAAAUAUGUAUCCUAAUAUGGGUGGUGAUAUGACACCUAUGCAGGAGAAAAAGGAGAUUAUUUUGAAGCAUUGCAAGCUCACACCCCCUGCUGUUGGGUCUGCACCGCCACCAAGGCGUGCUAGGCCUCCUGGUUGCCGCACAAUAUUUGUUGGCGGAUUACCUGAAAAGAUUAGGGAGAGUACUGUUAGAGAUAUAUUUGAACCUUACGGAAGAAUUCAUACAUUAAGAUUGUCAAAAAAAGAUUUUUGUCACAUAAGAUUUGAUAGAGAAAGUUCAGUGGAUGCUGCCAUGCAAUUGUCUGGGUAUCGCCUCAAACUGAUUAGUAAGGAUGACAAGGAGGAAGAAGAGGACACUAAAGCAACCACAGGAUGGCUUCAUGUUGAUUAUGCAUUGAGUCGAGAUGACCAGAACGAGUACGAGCGUAAGCAGCGCCAGGUGAUGCGCCAACAACAGGUUCAGAUGCAGCAGUUGGCUCAACAGGAAAUGGCGAGAAGCAGUUUAGGAGGAGGCCUCGGGGGGAACUAUAGGCGAUCCCCGUCACCUGUCCGCAUUCAACCAUUCUCAAAUGCAGCUAUAGUACAACUCAAUGAGAAGAUUAAAAGCGAAGAGCAUUUUGCUAGCACCAUUCCUACUUUGAUUUCCUGGCUGGAACGAGGAGAAUGUUCUAAGAAAAAUGCCAAUCAGUUUUAUUCCAUGAUACAAGCAACAAAUUCACACAUUCGCCGGUUGUUCAAUGAGAAAAUGCAGGCCGAAGACGAAUUACAAGAAUGCAGAGAAAGGGUUAAAAAUCACAUUGAAAGGGUUAUAGACCAACUCGAGCAGGUGGCGAAGGUUUUCUCAGCGGCAGGCCAUCAACGCGUCUGGGAUCAUUUCACUAAGCCACAAAGAAAGAACAUCGAAACGUGGCAGAAAAUGACACAGGAGUUUAAUUCUCUGAAAGAGGAAUUUUUGGAAAAGUUCUUUAGCGAAGACAAUGAAUUCAACAAUGGGUUCAAUAACAAGAGCAACCAGGAAAUGGGAAGCAGUGAUGAAGUACAGCAGUUGAUGCGAGAAAAGGAGAGUCUUCAAUUCCAACUGGAAGCCUACAAGAAUGAAGUGGACGUUAUAAAAUCAGAUGCCAAGAAGGAGAUGGAAAAGUUCAAAGCACAGUUCAUUGCGCGUCAAGCUUUGCAAGGAGUUGUGGAAAAAAAUCCCCCAUUGCCUUCGCCGGUGGUGAAGCCCCCGCCGCCGCCGCCGCUGCCGGACGAUGUCGACUCCAAGGUGGUGCUGAAGGAAACCGUUGAGGCGGGCUGUGGAGAGGCUAAACUUAUCGGGAUCAUGUCGGCUUUCCUACAGGUUCAUCCCCAGGGCGCGAGCCUAGACUACGUAGUAUCCUACGUAAGAGCUCUAUUCCCGCACGUGACGCAAGCCACCAUACACCACGUGAUGCAGAAACAUCCAGACGUUUUCGAACGUUCCACAACCGGUGUUGGCGUCAAUAUCGAAAACCGCUGGUUCUUCUGCGCAUUCAAGAAGGAAGAGAAAUCCUAGCAUAGACGAAAGAAGUACAGAAUCAAACCGCUCAGCAUAUCGAUGACUUUCAUGAAAUAGUGCGUUACAGUGUAGUUAUCCUAUCGUGUUUUUAAUAUCAUUGUGAUAAUCAUCCUUUAGUAUCAUAAUAAAUUAAAUGUCAGUACUAUAUGCUUUAAUAUGUACCAUAUGCGCAAGCCUUUAUUGUGGGAUGUUUUUUAAAUGAAAAUAAGUUCAAAAUCCC